Molecule: messenger RNA, 1754 nt
Organism: Zerene cesonia (dogface butterfly)
Lineage: Eukaryota; Metazoa; Arthropoda; Insecta; Lepidoptera; Pieridae
Exons: 1
Coding region: 306-1595 (429 amino acids)
Source: RefSeq, a predicted model, not a curated record
UUCCAAAGUUUGUUAUGUAGAGGGGUGGAAGUAAGUAGUUGUAGUACGACAAGGUGCAAGUUCUGUAAUUAAUUAUGUAGAUUAUCAAUCCUAUUGUUCACUAAGAAUCCGCUGUGAAACGUAAAAACAGUUCAGUUAUUCUCAUGGAACGUGAAGAAAGUUUAUUGUGAAAGGUAUACUUUGACUUGGUAUGCCGUCAUCAAUUUCGGAUGUGUUAUACUAAAAUUAAUUGUCGCAAACGUGGUUCUAUACCAAAUCAAGAGCUGUUUGAUUGGGAAAUAGUUUAAACAUACUUUGUAAUACAUAUGUCGGGAUUGCAUCCUCGUGAUACAAUGCCCAAGAUGGGGCACGUAACUGAUCUGCGAGAGCAAUGGUUGGUCCGAGCUGACGGCGCGCUGGCUCAUCGCUUACAAGACCGUGAGAUUUCAUCGCAUCUUUGUGAGAACAGGUAUCGCAAUCAGCAGAUACGUGAAGAUUUCCCAGUAGCUCUAAGCGAGCAGCGUGAUAUUGAACAUGAAGUACAAUUGCGCGAACUCGCGCGCCGUCGACAAGCCGAGAUAGACGCAGAGAUAGCACGAGAAAUGGCCGAGAUAAAUAUAAGACGACAACGACGCAUUCAGAAACCUGAAAUGCUUGUGCAGCCCAGUUCCUCAAAAGCAAUACCUGCGCCACCGCCCCCUGACAUUAACCCUGAUGAAUUGGGUCUAUCUGCCUCUGAACUUGAAGAAAUGAGGCGAAGACUAGAACAGGAAGAAAGAGAUGCUCGGCUAGCUAGACAAUUAAGUCAUGAAGUAGAGGGUAAUGAAGCGAUACUAGCAGAUAUGAAAUGUGCUGUCGAAGCACAAGACGGCGAGCUCGCGCGCCUCUUGCAGGAGAGGGAAUAUAAGAAGCUACAAAGAGCAAAAGAGAAGGCGAGACAAAAAGCACUGUUAAAGAAACAACAGAGAUUGGCACAAAGAGAAAUACCCCCAGAACCACCGCAAGCGUUGCUCUGUGAUGCGUACAGUAAUCCCAGGGACAUGAUACGCCAGAAUGGUCUCCGAUUAUGCAAAUCAGUCGACUCGGACCUCAACUAUGUUGAACCGUUUGAAAAGGAAUGUAUACAAUCAAAAGCUAGUGCCUUACAGUCUAAAGAAAUAUCGAAACAGUAUUAUGCAGAAGAUGCUGGAACCUCGAGCUCAAAUAUAAACAUAUCACACAGCCAUUCAAGAUCUUUUGAAUCUAAUAAACCUACUGCGAAUCUCAAUACAUCUAUACAUCAUCGGCAGCCUCCGCCACCCCCAACUACCAGUAAAAAGCCCAGAUUUCCAGACCCAGUGAGCAUCAGACCAGCCUCUCACUACCCCACAGACAAUAUUCUAUCAGGAAACGACGCACACUCAUCAAUGUCUCACAGUGUAAGUGAAAACAAUAACUUAUACAGCUCAGCAUUCACUUCAGAUAUCAAUGUCCCACCUCCAAGAAUGGGUUCUGAUAAAUGUGACCCUUCAAAACGAUUAUCUGUUAUUUCUGAUAUAACUGCUGAAGGGCUUGCUAAGAAAAAGAGCAAGCAAGCUGAUUUGAAUAAAAAAAGACGUGGCUGCAAAAUUCAAUAACAUUCAGUUUCUAAGUUACAUAUUUCAUAUGUUACUUUCUCCUAAUAAGAAUUCCUUCUUUUUUUUAGAAUAAUAUAAUAAUUUAAUUCAUGCCAUUAUUGUUCUCACAUUCUAUAUAUGAAAAUCUAUUGGAAAAUAAAUGCAAAGCAAAAGUACAUU